Molecule: messenger RNA, 1872 nt
Organism: Sturnus vulgaris (Common starling)
Lineage: Eukaryota; Metazoa; Chordata; Aves; Passeriformes; Sturnidae
Source: RefSeq, a predicted model, not a curated record
AUGAAGCUCCUGCCUGUUUCCCCUCUCCUCCUGCUUCUCCUGACAACACUGGAAGCCAGACCAAAAUCUGCAGGCUUGGCACUGAAGUGCAGGACGGGUCCCCUGGACAUCGUGUUUGUGAUCGACAGCUCCCGCAGCGUGCGGCCCUUCGAGUUCGAGACCAUGCGGCGCUUCAUGAUGGACAUCAUCAGCAACCUGGACGUGGGCCCCAACGCCACACGGGUGGGGGUGAUCCAGUACUCCAGCCAGGUGCAGAACAUCUUCUCCCUCAAGACCUUCUUCACGCGGGCAGACAUGGAGAGGGCCAUCAACAGCAUCAUCCCGCUGGCCCAGGGCACCAUGACGGGGCUGGCCAUCCAGUACGCCAUGAACGUGGCCUUCAGCACGCAGGAGGGCGCGCGGCCCCGGCACAAGAGGAUCCCCCGCAUCGCCAUCAUCGUGACGGACGGGCGGCCCCAGGACCGCGUCACCGAGGUGGCCACCCAGGCCCGGAACGCUGGCAUCGAGAUCUACGCCGUGGGAAUCCAGCGGGCAGACAUGAGCUCCCUGCGGGCCAUGGCCUCCCCACCGCUGGAGGAGCACGUCUUCCUGGUGGAGUCCUUUGAGCUCAUCCAGCAGUUUGCCAAGCAGUUCCAGGACAAGCUUUGCGGGGUGGACAUGUGUGUGGAGCGGGAGCAUGGCUGCGAGCACAGCUGUGUCAGCACCCCUGGCUCCUUCUACUGCGAGUGCAACCCAGGCUACAGGCUCAACGUGGAUGGAAAGACCUGCUCCCCCAUCGAUGCGUGUGCAGAUGGCAGACACGGCUGCCAGCACCACUGUGUCAGCGUGCGGGGCUCGUACUCGUGCCGCUGCCGCCCAGGUUACUACCUCAGCCACAACAAGAGGAGCUGCACCAUGAUUGAUUACUGCAGCUUUGGAAACCACAGCUGCCAGCACGAGUGUGUGAGCAUUCCCAGCGGGCACUACUGCCGCUGCCGCAGCGGCUUCACACUCCAGCCCGACGGCAAGUCCUGCAGGGCCACCGACCUCUGCAACGGGGUGGAUCACGGCUGUGAGUUCAAGUGUGUGAGCACGGAGGGCUCCUACCACUGCGUGUGCCCCGAGGGCCAGCAGCUCCAGGCUGAUGGCAAGACAUGCAGCAAGUGUGGAGCUGGCCAUGUGGACCUUGUGAUGGUGAUCGAUGGUUCCAAGAGUGUCCGGCCCCAGAACUUUGAGCUGGUGAAGCAGUUUGUGAACCGCAUUGUGGACCUGCUGGAGGUGUCCCCCCACGGCACACGGGUGGGACUGGUGCAGUACUCCAGCCGUGUGCGCACUGAGUUCCCCCUCAACAAGUACCACAGCGCAGAUGAGAUCAAGAAGGCAGUGAUGGAUGUGGAGUACAUGGAGAAAGGCACCAUGACAGGCCUCGCCCUCAAGCACAUGGUGGAGCACAGCUUCUCUGAGCUGGAAGGUGCCCGGCCUCUCUCUCACAACAUCCCCAGAAUCGGGCUGGUCUUCACAGAUGGACGCUCCCAGGAUGACAUCUCAGAAUGGGCGAGGAGAGCAAAGGAAUCAGGGAUUGUCAUGUUUGCUGUGGGUGUUGGAAAAGCUGUGGAAGAAGAGCUGAGAGCGAUUGCUUCUGAGCCAGUGGAACAGCACUUCUCCUAUUCAGCAGAUUUCACCACCAUGACCCAUCUUGUGGAGAACUUCUCCCUGAAUAUCUGCCCAGAGGAGGGCAAAGGGGAGACUGAGAUCCGCAGCCCGUGUGAGUGCGAGGCGCUGGUGCAGUUCCAGACGAACACCGUGGCCAUCCUGCAGAGCCUGACCGAGAAAAUUGCUCAGAUGACAGCCAGACUUGAAGAAUUGGAAAAGCAAAUUGCCAACAAGAAGUGA